AUGCCGGUGUUUGAGGAUCAGGGUAUAGGUCAGUCGCUAAGUGUUUCGGGUGAGAUUUCGUUGAUCUUCCUCGUUGCGUUCAGUGGGUUAUAUCCCGUUCCAACCAUUAAUCCACUACGUCUCCAGGAUAUAGUCCUGCAGCAGAGGACCCCAAAAGUGAAGUGUACCCGGGCCGGAAGGACGUGGAGACGAACAGGAAUACAGGUAUACACAUCUAAAUCAGCACGGCAGAGUAAUGGAGGGGAAUCUUGUGGUUUACAAAUCACAGGUAGUGAUGACGGAUCUGACAUUGCCAAUAUAACCACCAGAACAUGUGAUGUCACAGCCAGGUACGUGACGAUCUACCAAAACUACAGCAAUCCUAAAGGCUCAACAUGUAUGGAUUUCUGUGAAGUUGUUGUAAAGGCAUGUCCACUUACCAAGUAUGGUUCCGACUGUGACAAGUUGUGUGCUGAUCGUAAAUGUGCUAGGAGUAAUUCAUCGUGCAUUAUGUGGACAGGUGAAUGUAACGGAGGAUGUCUAACUGGCUGGAAAAACGAUGACUGCACCAUAGAUAUAAACGAGUGUGAGACUGGAACGUAUCCAUGUGACACCAAUGCAGUUUGUGGAAAUACAGAUGGAUCUUAUACAUGUACUUGCAAAGUUGGAUUUUCCGGAGAUGGACUCACCUGUAAAGCAUGUGAGUCUAACAUCAAGUAUGGUCCUAACUGCAUCAAGCCUUGUUCAGAUCGGAGCUGUGCUACAACUAGCUCCACCUGUAAUGCAAAAACUGGAGCUUGUAAUGGAGGAUGUAAACAGGGGUGGCGAGAAGUGGACUGUACCCAAGAUAUCAACGAGUGUACGGAACAGAAUCCAUGUAGUCUGAACGCAAACUGCACCAACACAGCUGGAUCUUAUACAUGCACUUGCCAAACUGGAUAUUCUGGAGAUGGACACAAUUGUACAGAUAUCAACGAGUGUGAACAGAAUCCAUGUGGUCUGAAUGGAAACUGCACCAACACAGAUGGAUCAUAUACAUGCACUUGCCAAACUGGAUAUUCUGGAGAUGGACAAAAUUGUACAGAUGUGGAUGAGUGUCUUGAACAGAAACCAUGUGAUACGAAUGCUUCCUGCAGCAACACAGACGGAUCAUAUACAUGCGAUUGCCGUAGUGGAUUUUCUGGAGAUGGAACAACUUGUACAGCAUGUAAAGACAAUGUUAGAUACGGUCUUAACUGCAGGAUGUUAUGUAAUGAUCGCAAAUGUUCGUCUAGAAAUUCAUCCUGCAACUCGUCGACUGGUACCUGUGAUAACGGAUGUCAAGUAGGAUGGAAUGGAUCUGAGUGUACACACGAUGUAAACGAGUGUACUGAACAGAAUCCAUGUGACAUGAAAGCGAAUUGUAACAACACAGACGGGUCAUAUACAUGUGUUUGUCACAAUGGAUAUUCUGGAGAUGGAAAAACCUGUACAGAUGUAAACGAGUGUACUGAACAGAAUCCAUGUGACAUGAAAGCGAAUUGUAACAACACAGACGGGUCAUAUACAUGUGUUUGUCACAAUGGAUAUUCUGGAGAUGGAAAAACCUGUACAGAUGUAAACGAGUGUACUGAACAGAAUCCAUGUGACCUGAAAGCGGAGUGUAGAAACACUGACGGGUCAUAUACAUGUGUUUGUCACAGUGGAUAUUCUGGAGAUGGAAAAACCUGUACAGGUAACAUCCUUGUAUGGCCUAGCAUCGAUUAA
Molecule: messenger RNA, 1725 nt
Organism: Gigantopelta aegis
Lineage: Eukaryota; Metazoa; Mollusca; Gastropoda; Neomphalida; Peltospiridae
Product: neurogenic locus Notch protein-like
Exons: 12
Coding region: 1-1725 (574 amino acids)
Molecular function (GO): calcium ion binding
Source: RefSeq, a predicted model, not a curated record